Molecule: messenger RNA, 1101 nt
Organism: Emiliania huxleyi CCMP1516
Lineage: Eukaryota; Haptophyta; Isochrysidales; Noelaerhabdaceae
Product: Hsp104
Exons: 4
Coding region: 1-1101 (366 amino acids)
Biological process (GO): cellular response to heat
Cellular component (GO): cytoplasm
Molecular function (GO): ATP hydrolysis activity; ATP binding
Source: RefSeq, a predicted model, not a curated record
AUGGAGGCGACGCUCGCGCGGUCCGUCAUCGGGCAGGACGAGGCGCUCGCCGUCGUGUCGAACGCGGUGCGAGUCUCGCGCGCGGGGCUGCAGUCGUCCGAGCGCCCGCUCGGCGCGCCCCUGCUGGCACUUUCAUGCUGGUCGGGCCGACCGGCGUGGGCAAGACGCGCCUCUGCAAGGUUCCUCUUCGACUCGGCCGACGCGGUCACGCGGCUCGACAUGUCCGAGUUCAGCGAGAAGCACGCCGUCUCUCGCCUCGUCGGCGCGCCGCCCGGCUACGUCGGGUACGACGAGGGCGGCCAGCUGACCGAGGCGGUGCGGCGGCGGCCGUACUCGGUGCUGCUCCUCGACGAGUUCGAGAAGGCGCACCGCGAGGUUGCGACGCUGCUGCUGCAGGUCCUCGACGAGGGCCGCCUCACCGACUCGCAAGGCAAGACGGUCGACUUCCGCAACACGAUCAUCAUCAUGACGUCCAAUUUGGGCGCAGAGGCAGCUCGCGUCGCUGCCGGAGGGGGCCGCCUCCUCCAAGGCGCGGCCCGAAGUGCUCAAGGCGAUCGCGGACGCCUUCCCGCCCGGGUUCGUCAACCGGCUCGACGAGAUUCCGAGGUCCUCUUCGAGCGGCUCACCCGCGAGCGCAUCGCCGCCAUCUGCGCUGUCGAGGUGCAGCUGCGGGAGCGCCUCUCUGCGCGCGGUGUCCGCCUGCGCCUCUCCCCGGACGCCCUGCUCCGGCUGGCGGAGGCCGGGUACGACCCGGCGUACGGCGCGCGGCCGGUGCGGCGCGCCAUCCGCCACCACCUGCUCGACCCGCUCUCCCGGCUGCUGAUCGGAGACCAGGAGGCGCAGGACGGCGCGACCGUCCUCGUCGACACGAAGGACACCGGCGCGGGCGCGGGCGGCGGCGCGGCGCAGCCCUCCAUCGUGCCGCCGCUGCCGGGCGUGCCUUUCGCCACGGGGCUGUUUGGCGCCGGCGGCGCCGCCGCGGCGGUGCCGCCGAGCGACAUGGCCGCCGCUGUGCGCAUCCGAUUGCUGGCUCCGGGUGCGCCGCUUCCGCCAGAGGACACGGGGGUCGACUGGGACGAGGGGCCGGAGUCGGCAGCGUAG